UGGCGCGCGGGCGGCGUGGAGGCGUACGAGGCGCUGCGCUGGUCGCUGGCCAGGAUCAACCAGAACGUGGGCGGCAUCGGCUCCAGGAUCGUGUCUGACUCCUACGUGCCGGGCGUCAAGUUCGGUCUCCACGUCUACGACUCCUGCAACCACGGGGAAAGAGCCGUUGCGGGCGUGGGCGAGGUGUUCCCGGUGGUACGGGAGGGCCCUUCGUCGUGCUCGCCCCUCAGCAACGACACCCUCUUGGCCUUAGGCGUGCUGGACCUCACGGGCGUCACCUCCACCCACCAAAGCCUCUCGCAUCUCCUUCACAAGUACCACGUGCCGGUCGUCGAGGCGGACGCCAACACUUACAUACCGCAGAGGGAGCGAGGGCAGGCUCUGCUAGAAUUUCUCGCCGAGCUCAAGUGGGACUCGUCCGCUCUCCUGGUCCUUGAUGAUGACUACAGCAUCGAGGUCGCCAAGGUGGUGACCGAAGGAGCAGGAAAUUUCAAUGUUUGCAUCAGUAAUGUGGUAAGAGUGCCGAUGUUGCCGCCAUACCCCGAGAACACGGACCAACAUGGCGACCAGAGCAACACGCAGUACCGGGACCUGGUGCGGACGGCGGCGAGCGACGGCCAAGUAACCGGGGUCGUCGUGGUCGCCAGCGGAUUUCCUCUCAUCCAGAUCCUGGCUGCCAUCAAAGCCGAGACCUCCGCCAGCCGAAAGGCCUAUUGGAUUCUCUCUGACCUUCCCGACGAGGAGGUUGACCUUGUCCGUCACGCUGCCAGGAUAGCGAGGGGCGUGUGGGUGAUGGCGCACGCCCCCCUCGCAAUGGAGAGCUUCGAGGACCACUGGAGGCUCCUGCAGGACGUCAAAAUCACGCCCAGCCCGGAGAACGAGUGGGUGCUGGGUUACUUCCAGCAGUCCAAGAGGUGCCAGCUGGCGGGUCUGCCCAAGAGCGUCCUCGAGCCGCUGGACGCCGACAAGGACACCGACGAACCGCCCAAGGAACUGCCGCCGUGUCUGUCGUUCCGCAUGAGAGACGACGACCUGGACGUGCUGGCCAGGACGCGCGCGGUCGUGCCGGCCAUCCACGGCCUCUUCACGUUCUUCACCGCCAUGAAGAACGCGUGGAAGCUGAAGUGCAGGAACAGGCGCGGCGUGUGUCAAGAACUGCAAGAUUUGGAAAGAGAAGAACUGCAGACGGACUUCCUCUCUCCCUUGAGGUUUCUCCAUCAGGGUCCGGGCUCCCGCAGUCACGCAGGUCUCAAGGGCGGCAAGAUGCGCACAGACCCACCCGGGACACUUUCAGGAACUUCCUUAGGCCUGUACCGUAUUCUUGCCAUUCCUGGAAACUCUACCGUUACCGUCCAUCAGACCUUCGUGAUGGACAACUCCACGCUACGAGUCACAGGCGAGUCAUACAUCUCCAAAAGGAAUGGCUGCUCUCAGGGUGUCUGCAACUCGUGCUUAGACGGCCCUGAAAACCUCAUGCAGGUGACUCCUGGGCAGCCGGUGAACACGACAACAGCAGCACCGACAGUAGAAGCAGAGGACCACGUGUUAUUACCCUCCUCCGACCGGGUGGUUCUCACGGCACUCUUCCCCAUUCAUCAACCUUCGCCUGACGGAUCGGACUGCGGGGACACCAUCAACGAGGAGAUCCUUCAGGAGGUGGAGGCCUUUCUGUGGGCGGUGGACCAGAUCAACCAACACCAGAAAUUGCUUCCUUCUACCACCCUCGGCGCCCUCGUCCUCGACACCUGCGGCUCCAGGAUCCGCACCAUGAACCAAGUCACGAGCUUGGUCAAGGGAACUCUUCCGGGCAUUGACGUGAAUAUCAACGACGUCCAGAUGUUCGUGACCUCGCUUGACCCCGAGACGGCCCGGGUCACGGGAGAGAUCCUUUCCUCCCUCAACGUGACCUCUGUCAACAUGGGUCCGUCGCAGGCACACUCGCCCUACGCCCUGCAGAUGAGUCCUCCCAUCAACAAGGAGGCUGAGGCCAUGGUGCAGAUGCUGAGGUUCCUGGGAUGGGAUUACGUGUCCUUGGUGGUGUCCUCGGAAGACGCCGAGAACAUGGCGGGCGCAGAAGCCUUUAGGACGGUGGCCAGGGCGUCUCGGGUCUGCCUCGCCCUCGACCUCAAGAUGGUUCCCCUCGAGGCUGAAGGGUCUGCCACGCUCGCUGACCAGAUCGUGGAACAGCUGACGGAGAAGGCGGUCGUGGGCGCAAGGGGCGUGAUUCUCUUCCUGACCCUCGAAGACACGAAGGCGCUCCUGCAGGCGGUGCAGAAGGCGGUGUCUCUCCACCGACUCCACAAGCACCAGAUCGUGUUCUUGGGCACAACCACUUGGGGAGACCAUAAGGACCAGUUGCGUGAAGUUGACGCGGAAAUCGGUGGCGUGCUUGCGCUGAAGGACGGCCAGCAGGAUGUCCGGGACUUCAUCGCUCACUACCGCCUCUUGGAUCCGGAAAAGAAUGCACGAAAUCCUUGGUUCAAGCAGUACUGGGAGCAAGAAUUUGGAUGUGUGGGCAUAGCGUGCUUGCUUGAGGGCAAACCGACGCCCGUAGUGCCCUACGCCUCGGUUCCCUCGACGCCCAGGGUAAUUCAGGCUGUCUUUUCCUUCGGCGCCGCUCUCACCCAGCUCUUGGGCCACUUGUGCCCUCACGCCGGAGGGAAGAUCUGCCCGGGGUUGCCCAAGUGGCGCCAGAGAACUGUCCUCAACGAGUUUCUGCGGAACACCGAGGUUUCCCGUGUGGAUAAGCCCUCCGAAUAUUUCCAAUUCACGGAGAAUUUCCACGGCAACGCUCCCCUCGAGGUGUUCAACCUGCGCCGCGCUCCGCCAUCCUCUGUUCACAAGUACAAAUACGAGAAGGUGGGACGCUACGUCGACGGUUCCCUGACACUGGGGAACGCCAUGGCCGAGUACCACAACGGGACGGUGACGGUGAUGGAGCGCCUCACCUCCUCCUGCACCUCCAACUGCGCCUCCUGCCACUCUCCCGAGGCCGACCACGUGUUCCUCGAGUCCCCGGAUCAGCUGUACAUCCUGGCCACUUUCAACGUGCACGAGAGAGGAGAUAAGCCCCUUGAGUGUGGGCCGCUUAGGGGAGAUAGGGGCAUCCAGAGUGUCGAGGCGUUGCUUUGGUCUCUGGAACAAGUGAACUCUGACCCCGACGUCCUGCCUGGGGUGACGUUGGGAGCCAUCGUGUUGGACGCCUGCAGUAGUAAGGAGAAGGCCGUGCGCGACGUCACAAAUUUCCUGACGGGAAAUAUACCUGACAGAAUGAGGGAGAAGGUUUCUUCUGCAAACAACAUCGUGGGCAUGAUAGCGGGCGGGAUAGGCGAGGAGGUGCGCCAGGUGAUUGACGUGACGCAGCCUUACGGAAUCACCACCAUCGCCACGCAGGCCACGAGCACCGCCUUCUCCAACACCCGCCGUUUUCCUGCGCUUCUCCGCCUCGCACCGCCCAAUGACGUCACCGGAAGUGCCAUUGCGUCCCUCCUUCUCUACUGGCGAUGGGAGGUGUUUAGCGUCGUGUAUUCUGACGGAGGCGCCCCCGGGGAUGUGCAAAAACAUUUACUGAGGGAAACAGCGGCACACAACCUCAAGGCCGCCAUGGCUGAGCCGAUCCCCCUCAAGGUGGACCAGGUGGAAUAUAUGCUGGGCGUGUGGAGCCGGCUGGCGGAGGCGGCGCAACAGGGAGCGCGGGCGGUGGUGCUGCUUCUGGAGCCUCACCACGCUGCGCUGUUCCUGCGGGCGGCGGCCGGCCUGCUGGAGGAGGGUCUGCUGAGGCCCGGGGACUUCGUGUUCCUGAUGGAGGACUCGCCGUUGCCCUACAUCAAGCACGAGUGCGUGGCGCCCGCGUCGGGAGAGGGGGGAGGGGGGUAUAUUGUAGUACAGAGAACGGAGGCUCUGGGCAUGAUCGUGCUGCAGCCCAUCAGCGGUGCCGUCCCCGCCUUCGCCAACUACUUCAGGAGUCUGUCGCUCGCGAACCACACGGCCUACCCUUGGUUCCACGAGUUCUGGGCGGAGAUGUUCCGUUGCCGCGGCGCCGGGUGCUUCACGGGGGCGGCGCGGAACCUCUCCGGGCAUCGAUUUCGACAGGCGGAGGACGUCGUCAGCACCGCCAACGCCGUCGCGGUCCUCGCCAAGGGACUCGACCGCUGGCGCCGCGAGGCAUGCCCGGACAAAGAGAACGGCACCUGCUCAUCGUUAACGACGGACGAACACUAUCGCAACAAGCUAUUCCAGUCAACACGUUCGAUCACCCAGCGGGGAGUGGACGGCCGGCCCGUUGCCUUCACCGUGGAUGGGCAUAACAGAGCAGCUAUGAUACAGGUCUUAAACUUCCGUCGAGUUAGUGGGCGCCAUGGUGCCGGUCUCCUGCGCGUGGGGAUGUUUAACGAGGAGGAUGGCUUGGCACUCAAUGGCACUCUUGUCGUGACCUACGAUGCCGAGGGUAAUGAAAGGUCAAUGUCCGAGGUCAAGUCUCAGUGCAUCGACCUUGAAGUAUGUGGAGGCGUAGUCGCAGUCGCCAAGCCAGCCAAGAAGAGAACACAUCACCUACAGAUGUACCCUCAGCAACGAUUCGGCAUCAGUGGUUUGGUUCCGUAUCACCACCAAGGCCAAACCUUCUUCUCGUGUGGCGAGUUCUUCAGCGAAGGAAUCUUCCAGAAUGUGGCAGCGGUGGCUUAUGCCCUCAGUCAGAUCAACAGGAACGAAGUAGGUGUGGGCUUGGGGGCCAUUCUCUUCGACUACUGCGACAGGAUAGAGCGGGCGAGGGAGAGGUUCUACAGCUUCUUCUCCGGCGAGGCCCUGGAAAGCGACGACUCGAUCGUGCUCACGCCCAACCGCAUCGUCGCCUCCAUCAGCUUCGACGACGACGCCGCGGAGGCCGUGUCCAAUAUCCUCUCCUCCAACUACAUCCCGCACUUUAGCUCCCCCAUCGGGGGUCGCAAGCUCGCUGACCGGGACGACCAGACGAUCCUCACCAGUGUUCCUUCGAGGACAGCGGAACUGCGGACGUUCCUCAGCAUCCUCAGAGCUUACAAGUGGACGUUCAUUAAUGUGAUCUAUGACAACGAUGAUGACGGGAAGUUCAUGAUGGAGACGUUCCGCGAAAUGGCCACGAACCAGGACGUGUGCAUCGGGGACUCCCUCGGGGUGCCGCAGCGCGUGUCCGAGGAAUAUGCCCGAGAGCUGAUCGAAACCUUGGCUGUUGCCUGGAAGCCCAGGAUCGUCGUUCUUCUGAUGGACGCCACGGAUAACAUCAGGACGAUCUUAAAGGUAGCUGACAAGCUUGACGAAAGCGAGAGGUUCACUUUCCUGGCGGGCGAUGCUUGGGGCAACAAACCUAGCGUGACAAAGGGCCUGGACAGAGUGUCAGCCGGAGCUCUCACGUUCACCAUGGAGACCUAUGACCUCCCGGACUUCCGGAUCUUCGUAGCAAACCUAACACUAGAGAACCAUGAUCCAUUCCCGGACGAAUGGUUCGAGGAAUACUUCCAAAACAAAUUCCAGUGUAGAUUGUCUCCCAGUGAAAGAGUGCAGAGGCAAUAUGUGAAGGAAUGUCUCGGGACGGAAUCCAUUCAUCCUGAUGACAUUGUGCAAGAUCCUUAUGUGUUCCACACCAUCCUCAGCAUCAACGCCAUUGCACAUGGUCUGGAUGCAUACAUAACGAAACACUGUGCAGAUGCAGAGUCUAUUGAUGACUGCAAUGUAGUUCAGGCAGAAUUAUUAUUAGAAAUCCUGCAUCAGAGCGAACUCUCUCUAAAUAACACAGCUGAUUCUAAUUCAUAUGACCAGGACGGGGCUUACGGCUACCACAUUUGGAACUACAGGAAGCUCGGGAAGGAAUAUGGCUACAUUAAUGUUGGCAAGUGGGAGAACAGCAACCUUCGUCUUGAAAAGCCGAGCAUUGAGUUCAAAAUCGGAACUUUUGCCCCAGACUCUUACUGCACUGAGGGCAUAUGCUUGGAAGUCUGUUCUUCUCAGUCGACCAAGUACGCCGCCAUGGCCCUGCCAAAGCCAUUGCCCAUUGACUCUAACUUCCGCAAUGUGUAUGGCAUCAUGACUAGCUCUAUGAGCCUUCUGGGUAUUAUCGUGAUUUUGGUAACGAUGGUUUACUUCAUGAUGUCCUACCCAACGGCAGCAGGAACGUCGGUUCUCGGCUACAUGAUCCUCAUUGGUUGUCUUAUGCUUUACUCUGUCAACUUCGCCUUCAUCUUCCAGCCUACUGUCGGCACCUGUGCGGUGAGGAGGUUCAUGAUGGGUGUGGCCUAUGCCAUCAUUUUCUCCGCAAUGUUGGUCAAGGUGAUACAUACCUGGAGGGUUAUGACUUAUUCAUCAACUCGUGAUGAGCCGGACGGGUUGGGCAGGCCCUGUGGGUUGAUGCUUGUGGCCAUUGGCCUUACCUUCGUGCAAGUCGUCCUAGGGGCCGCUUGGUUAAUUCUCUACCCGCCAGGGACAGACCUCGAUGGCGAGACCUGGAGAUGCACACCCACUGAACGCUUUGAGAUUGACCUUGUUAUCUCCCUUGUGUACGUGAUGGUCCUCAUAGCAGCGACGAUCCUCUUUUGCUUCGAGACGUGGCAUGCGGAGGAGAACUCGAAGGAGACGCGGUGGAUCCUGCUGGCCUCGCUCUUCACCACCAUCGCCUGGUGCGUAUGGACGGUUGUGGCCACGCAGGCGCCCAUCACCUUCCGCGACCCGGCCAUCGUCAUCGGUAAUCUCAUCUGCGCCACCGUCGUCAUUCUCUUCCUGUACGCCCGAAAGAUGUACCUCUACAGCCAGCUAACCAAGGACGUCAAGGACCUGGAGAUGAGGUCGCACUAUACUGCCGCGACGUCCCUCUACAACGCCUCUCUGAACGCGCAGAAGUUGGCAGACCCUUUGCCCCGCACGCCUGGGGUGGAGAUCAACGCUGGCAUGCCCGGCCGACAGUUCGUGGGCGACCAGGAGGUGAGCUUCAGGACGGUGACGCUCCCUCCGGAGACUCCUCAGAGCCGCAGGUCCUCCCGCCGAUCCACCACGCCCUCGAGGCACUCCCUCAGGCUCUCCCUCUCCGACGAACUGCCUGAAGACCUCACCUUCGACGUCUUCGAGUCGUCCGAGGAGGAGUUCCCUGUGGACGCGCAGCACCUGAGCGAUGACAACGAGGACGUGGCCGGGGCGGGCGAGGGGGCGGCCAGCAAGGACAUCGGGCAGCGGGACCGCCUGCCGUCCAUCCGGCGAGUCGGCUCCAGACAGAUGCUGGUCUUCCUCACUGACGGCAACACUAUAGGCGAUGUGUCAAGGAUCUAGUCACCUCGCCGGUGGUGCCACAUCGUCUUGACGUACGAGUGCCACCAAGUCGCUGUGACUGAGUACAGUGGCAUCAACACUCACAGCAUUGUUUUUAAUGGUGGUGAUCGUAAGUCUGUGGAAACGGUUGGAUAAUUUGAAAUCAGAGCUAAUGACUACCAGCGUAAAGCAAGAUUUGGUGGGGAAAAUAAAUGAGAAAAGGGCGUGGUGUUGGAGGGGUCAUUAACAUUUUAUUUAUUGUCAAUUACGGAUUGGUGUCCUAUUAGUGUUGCAUUUAUUCUUGCUUUUAAUCUUGGAAACAUGAAUUAUUGUUUAAUUAUUAUUUAUAUUUUUUUAAUCAAAGGGGAGAACCUGUACUUCUGUAUAAUGUUUUGAGAAAUCUUACUAUUUUUUAUAUGGCGGGUGGAAACAAAAUUGCCGAGAUGUUGUUUUUUUCAUAUGGCAUUGUACCUGUUUUUUCAAAGAGACUAUUGGUAAAAUAUCGAAUAGAGAUUGACUCAUAAAGAACCUUUUGUCUAUGAAUUAGUGAUUUUUCUUUUACUUACAAUAUGACUAAAGACAUUCUUUUGAAAGGCUUGAAUUCCAGGCUUUUUCGUAACCGGUUUUAGCGUGAACUCGCAAUCCGUUAUUUGCAUUGUGAUAUUUUUCUGUGACAGUUUUGUUUUGUAUAUACUGUACAUUUGAUAUCUUAAUUUAAGAUUUAUUCUCAUUGUUUGAUUUUAGACAAUACAUGAAUCAGAUACUUACACAGCCGAGAUGCUUGUGUUGUUUCUGCAUUUCUGUUGUUUGUGAAUAAAAUGAAAGAAAAGUUAAA
This is a messenger RNA of Penaeus monodon (black tiger shrimp), 8104 nucleotides long. RefSeq lists its product as uncharacterized. NCBI's taxonomy places the organism in Eukaryota, Metazoa, Arthropoda, Malacostraca, Decapoda, Penaeidae. Gene Ontology annotation, cellular component: membrane. The record is from RefSeq and is a predicted model, not a curated record. The transcript has 30 exons. Bases 526 to 7290 code for a protein of 2254 amino acids. Gene Ontology annotation, molecular function: group II metabotropic glutamate receptor activity. Gene Ontology annotation, biological process: regulation of synaptic transmission, glutamatergic; G protein-coupled glutamate receptor signaling pathway.